Messenger RNA from Aspergillus aculeatinus CBS 121060, 768 nucleotides. RefSeq names its product O-methyltransferase. The record is from RefSeq and is a predicted model, not a curated record. Gene Ontology annotation, molecular function: O-methyltransferase activity. Lineage: Eukaryota; Fungi; Ascomycota; Eurotiomycetes; Eurotiales; Aspergillaceae. The transcript has 3 exons. Bases 1 to 738 code for a protein of 245 amino acids.
AUGACCACCCAAUCCCCCCCAACCAUCUGGCACGGCGACGGCCGCGAACAAGCCCUCCAAACCCACCUCCUCCAACACCCCGCCGCCGCCCACCUCCGCAACAACCCCACCGCCAUCCUCACGGAAAUCGACAACUGGGCCACCGCCCACAACCACUGCAUGAUGACCAUCGGCCCCGAACGCAGCCAGCCCAUCGUCGAUCUCAUCCGCUCCUCCUCCCCGCGCACGAUAGUCGAGCUAGGCGGCUACAUCGGCUACUCCGCCAUCCAGUUCGCCGACGAGCUGCGCCGCACCAACACCACCACCACCCCCGGCCACGCAGCACGGUACUACAGCCUCGAGAGCAACGCGGCGUACGCGGCGGUAGCGCAAUCGCUGAUCGACUUCGCGGGGCUGGGGGAUCUGGUGCGGGUGCUUGUGGGCGAGGCGAAGGAGUCGUUGGCGCGGGUGGCGCGGGAACUUGGGGGCAACGCAGCGGUGGAUCUGCUGUUUGUCGAUCAUUGGGGGGAGCUGUAUCUUCCGGAUUUGCUGGUCGCCGAGAAUUUGGGGCUGUUGAGGGAGGGCGCGCUGGUCGUGGCGGAUAAUGUGGGGAUGGAGGGGGCGCGGGCGUAUGCGCGGUGGAUGGAGCAGGCGGUGCAUGAGGUCGAGGGGAGGGUGGUGCGGUAUGAGAGUCGGACGUUGCCUUAUACUUUGGUCAAUGGGCAGGAGGAUGCUGUGAUGAUUAGUAGGAAGGUUUAGGGGUGAGGAGUGUCUGGAGUGGCGUUGGUG